Messenger RNA from Aspergillus brunneoviolaceus CBS 621.78, 420 nucleotides. RefSeq lists its product as uncharacterized. NCBI's taxonomy places the organism in Eukaryota, Fungi, Ascomycota, Eurotiomycetes, Eurotiales, Aspergillaceae. The record is from RefSeq and is a predicted model, not a curated record. The transcript is spliced from 2 exons. The coding region runs from base 1 to 420 and encodes 139 amino acids.
AUGUACUGUACUGCAACCCCUUCAAUUUCAACCUCCGAGCAACUUCAUCUUACCUUUAGCCUACCCGAUUCUAUCGCAGAGCAAUCCAAUUCAAUUCAAUACGCCACGAUCCGUGACAAGCUUCUCUUAGUCCCCCCAACCCCAAGUCUAAUUCCGUCUUCUGCAAAACACCAUAGAAUCAACAUGAAGCUCGUGUACCUCGUCUCGGUUUUCAUGGCCACAGUGGCAAUGACAGCUCCGGUUCCAGACACAGAUGCGGUGGCGCUGGGCGAGAAGCAGACGAGCAGGGCCAUGAUGCUGGCCAGGAAUGAUACGCCUACCACCGGGAUCUCGAAGAAGGUCGAGGAAGCGCAGCAGCAACAGCAGCAGCAACAGCAACAAGGGCAGCAGGGGCAGCAACAAGGACAGGGUCGGAAUUAA